AUGCCCAUCGAUAACCCAACCUACGACAUUGUGAUCGUCGGCGCCGGCUUUUCAGGCAUCAACCUCCUCUACAGCCUCCGCAAACUAGGGUAUCGCUGUCGGAUCUACGAGUCGGGCACCGACCUCGGCGGGGUGUGGCACUGGCACACCUACCCAGGCUGUCGGGUUGAUACACCGGGCUUCAUCUACCAGCUAUCCAUCCCGGAGGUCUCGGAGACAUGGUCCUUCAAGGAGAAAUAUCCCUCUGCGGACGAGCUAAGGGCGUACUUUGCCCAUGUCGAUCAGGUGCUUGGGAUCAAGCAGGACGUGGACUUCGAGAUGACUGUGACUGGGGCCUGGUACGAUGUCAAUGCGCAAGGGAAGAGAAAGUGGAGGAUUGAAACUGGCGAGGGACGUGUUACGCACUCGCAGUUUUUUAUCUCAUGUGUUGGAUUUGCGGCAGAACCGUAUGUUCCCGAGUUUCCUGGGCUAGAGACGUUCAAAGGGGAGGUGUGCCAUUCAGCGUCUUGGCCGAAGGAUGGGAUCGACGUGAAGGGGAAGAAGCUUGCGGUGAUUGGGACAGGGGCAUCCGGCGUGCAAAUUGUGCAGUCUUGGGCCAAACAAGGGGGAUCGUUGGUGGUAUUUCAGCGGACACCGAACCUGGCGCUCCCUAUGCGGCAGCACACUUUCUCCACCGCGGGGCUAAACGUGCUCAAGGAGGACGCACCACUCAUCUUGGCUCAGCGAGAAAAGACAUUCAGCGGGUAUCUGGAUCAGCCGAGUCCGCACGCAACCUUUGAGGUCACGGUGGAGGAACGCGAAGCGCUUUUUGAGGAGCUUUACAACCGAGGUGGCUUUGCCUUCCUGCUAAGCGGGUAUAAUGACCUGCUGGUUGACGACAAGGCGAACCGAGAGGCUUAUGACUUUUGGGCGAAGAAGACGCGAGCGAGGAUAGCCGACCCGUCGAAGAGAGAUCUCCUGGCCCCUCUGGAGCCGCCACACCCGAUCGGGGCUAAAAGGUCGUGCUUCGAGCAAGAUUAUUUCGAGAUGUUCAACAGCCCAAAUGUGGAAUUGGUGAACGUGCGCGAGGCUGGUCACGGCAUUGCAGUCAUCAAGCCCACCGGGAUCAAGACACAGGACGGCGGAUUUUAUCCUGUAGACGCAAUUGCCCUUGCGACGGGCUUCAACAGUUUCACUGGUAGCCUUACCCGCAUAUCUAGGCUCCGCAACACUUCCGGUAUUACGCUCGCAGAUGAGUGGAGCAGAGGGGGUGUCAGUGCAUAUCUGGGUAUGACUCGCAAGGGCUACCCCAAUAUGUUCUUGUGUUAUGCUGUGCAGGGCCCGACAGCACUAAGCAACGGUCCGGCUUCAAUUGAGAUGCAGUCCCGCUGGAUUGUUGACGCGAUUCAGAAGAUUAAUGCAGCUGGAUUGACCUCUGUGGAACCGACAGAAGAGGCGGAAAAGAACUGGAAAGCUACGGUCGAUGUCAUCGCUGGCAUGACACUGUUCCCCAAGGCGGAUUCAUGGUGGAACGGGGCAAACAUCCCGGGCCAAAAGAGGGAGAUGCUGGCUUUCCCGGGAGGACUGCCAUUAUACGAGGAGCUCUCCCGCAAGGCUCUGCAGAGUUGGGAGGGGUUCAUUACUCGAUAGAGGUCCCUGCUAUCUGGUUGGUCCCAGACUGCCCGGAAAAAGAGUUGUGCUCAC
Aspergillus uvarum CBS 121591 is the source of this 1683-nucleotide messenger RNA. RefSeq names its product flavin-containing monooxygenase. The coding region runs from base 1 to 1629 and encodes 542 amino acids. The transcript has a single exon. NCBI's taxonomy places the organism in Eukaryota, Fungi, Ascomycota, Eurotiomycetes, Eurotiales, Aspergillaceae. Gene Ontology annotation, molecular function: NADP binding; flavin adenine dinucleotide binding; N,N-dimethylaniline monooxygenase activity. The record is from RefSeq and is a predicted model, not a curated record.